CAGACUAUACUUUGUUAAUAAAAAUGUUUUAAAUUUGUUUUGCUCUGCUUUCUUGGAGCCCGCGUUGCUCAGGCAUAAGAUGAAAGCUGAACUGAUCUGUUUUCUUCUGCAGGUCUGUAGUAGAGCUGAGCGUCACUGAAAGGCUCUCCACUAACCGCUGCGCGUAAUGCACACGGCUCACAGGGAAGAAUGGAGAGGGAUAAGACCUAUAGGUCAGUUUAAAUCCACAGAGAUGCAUUAUACCUACAGCAGAUAAACGGUCGUUUAUAUCAACGCGUAUCAUUCACUGCAUUUGAGAGUUUGGAUAUUAAUGGUGUGCGUUUUACGCGGACCUGGAUAAGUCUGUUUUAGAGGGAUAUCAGAGCGAACCGCGUGGAAUUGCUAUUAUUAGAGGCAGUUUGCACGAGCAAAGUAAGGUUGCAUGUCAUGGGUUCUCUUCUGGCAUUAAUAUUGGCGCUCUCCAUGAGCGCAUCAUGGGGAUGCCAACUGCCCCACGACUGGAGACCUCAAACGGAAGCGUGCCGCGCAGAGCUGGCGGAGAUCAUAGUUUUUGCCAAAGUGCUCGCCCUUCAUAAGGAGUCUUACAGCGUGUACAACUACCUGCCGUGGCAGUACGACACGGAUCUGUUCUUCUCCGCGGAGAUCGAGCUGCUGUGCGAUCAGGCAUGGGGCAGCAUGUUGGAGGUGCCAGCCGGAUCCAGGUUCAAUGUCAGCGGGUUGGGAUAUUUCCCCUGCUACUCGUACAGCGUCAUGGAGAAUAACUCCUACUAUUUCUUUUUGAGGAUGGAUGAAAACUACAGUAUCAUUCCUCACGGAGUCAACUUCCAGGACCCCAUCUUCCCGGACACACCGGAGAACCACCGCAUGUUUUCCAGCUUAUUCCAGUUUUCCAACUGCACAGCUGGCACACAGGUUCACAUGUACACCCCAGACUGGGAGGUCCAAGAGGACAACCGACUAUGGUGCUCCAAUGUGCAGAAGGCCUUAUUUGAGGAGGAAGAGAAAGUCAGAAACCUCUCUCAGAAAGUGAAGAUCCUGGAAAAGGCCAACAAUCACCUGAGGGACAAGGUGAAGAACAUGAAACGUCUCUUGAGGCAGGCCAAACAAGAGACUAAAGAGCCGGUUCAAAGCUUCAAACUGCUUCAUGAAGCCAAACCAGAGUUACUCCAUCCACAACAGGACACCACCCAGGACCAGAAGCCUCCUCUCAGGAAAAUCCUGCCCAAAAAGCUCAAGAACUAAGAGCCAUUCCUGCACUAAAGGAAAAUUGAUUAAAAUGAUGGUGUAUUGGCAGAUCUAGAUGAUGGGGUCAUAGGGAGUGCUGAGAGGUCAUAGGGAUCUAUGAAGAUAGUGUAGCCUUCAAAAGGUUCUCAUGUGCAAAGAACCUUCUCCUGUGGAUUAUCCUUCAAAAUGAAUAGACAAAUAAAUCUUGCAAAGGGGCAUUUAUUAAAUUGUUCUUUAAUGACUUCAGAAGGUUUAGACAAACAACUUUUUCAUUUAACUAAAUGUAUAAUAUCAUCAAAAGGCAAAAUAACAAAAAUCAAACAAUGUUUUGACAUUAUAAUCAUCAAUCCAUCAAUUGAUCCUUGAUCAAAAUGUGAAAAUACUGAUAUAAAUUACAACUUUCAACCACAACAUGAGGUUUAGGCCAGUAAAAUCCAAUGAUAAUCGAAAAUAAUGUUUGUGAGAGCAAAUUUUGUCUUUCUGCCUAGAUGCAGAUGUCAUUGUUAAUCGGGCAGAGCCUGACAAGAUCACGGAUACAGAUCAAAGUCUUGUGAAUUUAUUUGGCCAAGUGUUAACAUGGAAAAAAGGUCACCUUUUCACAUUACUGUAAGUUAGUUGAAAACUCAAAGAAACAUCCAUUUUCGUGUACAAGACAGACACAAAAUCUGUUUUUGAGCUUUUGUUUAGAAGUUCCAUACAUAUUCUUGUUUGACCAUUUAUGACAAAAAUAUAAUCUUAAGUCAGUGCACAUUAUGAAUCUCCUGGUUUAGGAUCAGCUUUCCCUUUUCCAUUUGAUUUUUUUUUUACAUUUUUUUUUUUUUUUUUUACAUUUUUUAAUGAGUUUUAUAAUUGUAAACAGGGUGCUGAGCACCUGACACACACACACAUAUAUAUAUAACCUUUUCUCAGUGAAGCUAAAGUGAAAAUGUUCACCAUUUAAGGUACCGUUUACUGACAAUGUGUUAAAAAUUGUUUUUAAUUGUAAAAAUAUGUAUUAUCAUUUUCUACUUAUCACAUUCACAUGUAUUCCAAUGAGUAAUUAAAUAAACGUCACAUUUCCCUUAA
This is a messenger RNA of Megalobrama amblycephala (Wuchang bream), 2289 nucleotides long. RefSeq names its product coiled-coil domain containing 3b (gene ccdc3b). The coding region runs from base 427 to 1242 and encodes 271 amino acids. Gene Ontology annotation, cellular component: extracellular region. The record is from RefSeq and is a predicted model, not a curated record. The transcript is spliced from 3 exons. Gene Ontology annotation, biological process: negative regulation of gene expression. Lineage: Eukaryota; Metazoa; Chordata; Actinopteri; Cypriniformes; Xenocyprididae.